Molecule: messenger RNA, 1230 nt
Organism: Talaromyces proteolyticus
Lineage: Eukaryota; Fungi; Ascomycota; Eurotiomycetes; Eurotiales; Trichocomaceae
Exons: 2
Coding region: 1-1230 (409 amino acids)
Biological process (GO): aflatoxin biosynthetic process; regulation of DNA-templated transcription
Cellular component (GO): nucleus
Molecular function (GO): zinc ion binding; DNA binding; DNA-binding transcription factor activity, RNA polymerase II-specific
Source: RefSeq, a predicted model, not a curated record
AUGGAUGAGCUGUCCCUGUUUCGUUCGGCAACCGAGCUCAACUCCCGGCCAGAGAACCUGCCAUUCGAGCUUGACAUGUUUACAUCGCAGCACGAGCCCCUCACCCCCCGAUCAACCCCGACGGUGCAUUCUAAACUUCGGUCUAGCUGCGAUUCCUGUGGACAAGCGAAGGUCAAAUGCGAUCGCAGCCAACCAGCCUGCGCGCGUUGCGUCUCCCAGGGCGUUAAUUGUGUGUAUGGCGUGUCUCGCAAAGCCGGGAAGCCUCCACGCAAGCGACCUGCCAUAUCCUCUCCCCUUCCAUCUGCCCGUCUGAGUAAACCCGACACUACCAACAUCGACCUAACCAGCAGCGGGCACGAUGACAUGGACAUCAUGCUCAGCCCGCCGGACAUUCCCAUAACUACCAAUUCCCCCUUUGCUGCUUCCUACGCCGACAUUCAAAGUUGGUUUCCGCUCGAUAGCCUGGGUAGCUUGGCUAACCUAGGCCCGCUUACUGGGGACUCAUUCAUGAGCGGGCAGAGCGUCUCGGUCGAAAGCUCAAUAAGCACAGGGCCAGCAGCAGCAGUGCAACAUGACUGCACGCGAGAUUCUAAAGAUAUCAUGCGCCGGCUGUAUUGCGCCAACCCUUCCAAUCCUAUCUCUGACGGCGUGCCAGCCAGCACAUUAGACCUUGGCAGCGUUCUGACGCGCAACCGCGACGUUGUUAGCCGUCUAGGACUUCUCCUCAGGUGCCCGUGUGCACGCUCACCACACAUGGCCAUGCUGUAUGCUUCCGUCAUAUCGCGCGUCCUGCUGUGGUAUCAACAAGCCACAAGUUCCACAGGACCGUCAUCGUCGCUUUUCCCGCCCACGCUGACAACUCCGGAGUCAGUACCAUCAUUGUCAAGUAGUGCCACCUCAACAACUGGAGGCGACGACAAUAGUGGCAUCUCAGUGGUACCAACAGCCGUCAUGAUCGGGACCUUCCAAAGCGAUGACCAGAGCCUGCAAGCAGCCCUUACUAAUCGUCUUAUUCUGAGCGAGGUAAAGAAAGUCCGUGCCUUGAUUGAAUCAUUCAUCUCUCUCGGCGCAGAAUCGUCUGAUUUACCAGCUGUCGGUGAUGCUUGCUCAGCUGCUGGAGACUUCAAUACUACAGUAGCAGAUACGGGGUUGUUUACGAGUCUUGGUUUCUGGCUUCGGAAUAAGCAAAUUUCUAUUCAAGAUACCCUCGAUGCUAAUCUAUCCUUUUGA